CUUAAGCUGAAGGUAUAUAAGCACUGAGUAACACAUCUGCUUUCAGUACUACUUCUUCUUGCUUAUACCUGGACAUUGGAGAAGAGCGAUAAACAAUGCGCGAAUGUAUCUCCAUUCAUGUUGGCCAAGCUGGGGCUCAGAUUGGCAAUGCUUGUUGGGAGUUGUACUGUCUGGAACAUGGGAUCCAGCCAGAUGGACAGAUGCCCUCAGACAAGAUUAUUGGAGGAGGAGAUGACUCCUUCAACACCUUCUUUAGCGAAACAGGGGCAGGAAAGCAUGUUCCUAGAGCAAUAUUUGUCGACCUGGAACCUACUGUCAUUGAUGAGGUGCGUACAGGAACCUACCGGCAGCUGUUCCACCCUGAGCAGCUGAUUACAGGAAAGGAGGACGCUGCCAACAACUACGCCCGUGGACACUACACCAUUGGCAAGGAGAUCAUUGACCUGGUUCUGGACAGAACUCGUAAACUGGCUGAUCAGUGCACUGGCCUACAGGGAUUUCUAAUCUUCCACAGCUUUGGUGGAGGCACCGGCUCAGGUUUCACCUCCCUGCUGAUGGAGAGACUCUCUGUUGAUUAUGGUAAAAAGUCUAAGCUUGAGUUUGCCAUCUACCCAGCCCCCCAGGUUUCCACUGCAGUUGUGGAGCCUUACAACUCCAUCCUGACCACCCACACCACCCUGGAGCACUCUGACUGUGCCUUCAUGGUGGACAACGAGGCCAUCUAUGACAUCUGCCGUAGAAACCUUGAUAUCGAGAGGCCGACCUACACCAACCUGAACAGGCUCAUUGGCCAGAUUGUGUCUUCAAUUACAGCCUCACUUCGCUUUGAUGGAGCCCUGAAUGUCGACCUGACGGAGUUCCAGACCAACUUGGUGCCCUACCCCCGUAUCCACUUCCCUCUGGCCACUUAUGCCCCAGUCAUCUCUGCUGAGAAAGCCUACCAUGAGCAGCUGUCAGUUGCUGACAUCACCAACACCUGCUUUGAGCCAGCCAAUCAGAUGGUGAAGUGUGACCCACGUCAUGGUAAAUACAUGGCCUGCUGUCUGCUGUAUCGUGGUGAUGUGGUGCCCAAAGAUGUAAAUUCUGCCAUAGCAGCGAUUAAAACUAAACGCACCAUCCAGUUUGUGGACUGGUGUCCCACAGGCUUCAAGGUGGGCAUCAACUAUCAGCCUCCAACUGUGGUUCCUGGUGGAGACCUGGCCAAGGUGCAGAGGGCUGUGUGCAUGCUGAGCAACACCACAGCAAUUGCUGAGGCCUGGGCCCGUCUGGACCACAAGUUUGACCUCAUGUAUGCCAAGAGGGCAUUUGUCCACUGGUAUGUUGGGGAGGGCAUGGAAGAGGGAGAGUUCUCAGAGGCCAGAGAAGAUAUGGCUGCCCUGGAGAAGGAUUAUGAAGAGGUGGGUGCUGACAACAUGGGAGAGGAGGACGAAGGAGAAGAAUACUGACUUUACUGAGGCAUUCACUUAAGCCAAAGUAGACUGAUAUUUACCCCUAUUUUAAAAUGGGGCAUUUAGUUUUUAUAGUAAAGACAUACGUAUCAAACGAAUGAUUAAAUCAACAAAACUACAAUUUGGCUCAGAAAAUAACACAUUUUAAUAUCCUGUGUCUGUGAUGCACAUUCAUACAACAGACCUAAUCCAAAAUCUUACCUGAUCACUUUAACAUUAGAGAGUUAAGUCCAAAACCAUGAGGGUUAAAUUUAGCAGAAUCAUUAGUUAUGGUGCAGUGUAAAAACAGUGUAUUUAAAGCCAAAAAAAAAGAAACUUGUGGCCAAACAGAUCUUGUUCUGGGCUUUUAAAGAUCCUUUCUUACUGCAGUAUCAGACUGAGAAACUUAGGCCAAACCCUACUCGUUUGUGCACCUCCCCCCACUAUUCUCUCCCAUGUGGAAUGUAAGUUAUGAAAGGGCUCCUAUGUCAGUUUCUAUAUGCCAUUCAGCUGUGACUCUGUGAGAGCAGGAGAGAGAGAAAAUGACUAACUAACUCACUGCUGGGUGUUGUUUGUGUAGCUCAGACAGUGGCCCGCAGGAACAAUAGAAUCCCAGUCAUGUAUGAAUCACACCUCUGUGAUCCUAAGAGGGCUGUUGAAAAGUUGUACCAAAGAAGAAGCAGAAAACUGGCUUUGACAUUUCUUUGUUUUGAAUCUUUAACAUUUCAGUGGUUUGUCGGUUGUUAAUGUCAUGUUCCUCUGUGUAUUCUGAAUUGGCCGAUUUGCAUAGUGCAAUGUCUUUUUUUUUUUUUCAAACGUACAUUAUUUUAAUUAUUCGUACUGCUCACUGUUUUCUUUUCCGAUCAACAAUCA
Toxotes jaculatrix (banded archerfish) is the source of this 2300-nucleotide messenger RNA. RefSeq names its product tubulin alpha chain-like. Gene Ontology annotation, biological process: microtubule cytoskeleton organization; mitotic cell cycle. Gene Ontology annotation, molecular function: GTP binding; structural constituent of cytoskeleton. The transcript has 4 exons. Gene Ontology annotation, cellular component: cytoplasm; microtubule. The record is from RefSeq and is a predicted model, not a curated record. Lineage: Eukaryota; Metazoa; Chordata; Actinopteri; Toxotidae. Bases 96 to 1445 code for a protein of 449 amino acids.